Paramecium sonneborni is the source of this 589-nucleotide messenger RNA. The record is from the annotation of a GenBank genome assembly. NCBI's taxonomy places the organism in Eukaryota, Ciliophora, Oligohymenophorea, Peniculida, Parameciidae.
CUACAAUGAACUGUUUGAUUAAUUAGUUUAAAGUAAGUAUGUUAAUAUUAUAUUUUGCAAUAAGUUUGAAGAAUGUUCUUUGGCUUAUUUAGUUUCAUUUGUUUUAAAUCAGAAGAGGUCAUAAAGGUAGUUUGAUGAAGUUUUGGUUAUUUUUGAUAUUCUAGAACACCAAUUAAUUGAGAAAUUUAGACUGGAUCAUUAUCUUAGAGACAAUCAGUUAAUACUUUUUAUAGCAUAUAAUAAUAAUACGUGUGAUUUCAUUAAUUAAAAUACUUCACAGAAAGAUCAUUCAUAAAUAUGGUAUGAUUAUAUGUUAAGACAAUAUAGCCAUCAGCUUAAACAAUGAAAUUGAGAAGUUAAAACUAUUAAAAAAAUAUUGACAAAUAAGGAAAAGUGCCAAAAUCAUUGAUUGUAUUUGAUCAAACUAAUAUUUGUAUAGAAAAAAGAGGAUAACCUUCCAGUUGGUCCAAUCCUUCUUGGAGUCUUUUUAUUUGUUGUUGUAGGUUCAGCAUUAUUUUAAAUACUUAAUGUUGCUUCAAGUGGUUAAGAAAUUUGAUAUAUAUAUAUAUAUAUUGGUAUUUGGUUUAGC